Messenger RNA from Tremella mesenterica DSM 1558, 1416 nucleotides. RefSeq lists its product as uncharacterized. NCBI's taxonomy places the organism in Eukaryota, Fungi, Basidiomycota, Tremellomycetes, Tremellales, Tremellaceae. The transcript has 7 exons. The record is from RefSeq and is a predicted model, not a curated record. Bases 1 to 1416 code for a protein of 471 amino acids.
AUGGUCGCGUAUCGCCAUCUGAUGAAUCGAACGUAUACGUACAAGCUUGAAGUUCGACCAAAAGCUGGAGUAUGGGUAAGUAUGGGAAGAGAUUAUGGUCAAAUAGGUACUCGUCGGAUCAGGAGAAAAAGGGGAUAUCUACCUCACAUCCUUGAAGCCGAUGAACCUGAUCAUAAACUCCGAGAUCGAAAUGAACUAGGCCGCCUGUCUAAAUGCAAAGGCAAGAAUAACGACCAGAAAGAGGAGGGGGGUGAGGGAGAGGGGCUACUUGACAAACAGAAAGAGGACCUGAACACAAUCCGAAGCGAAGCAGAUGUCAUUCCCAUCUUGCUGAUAACAGCUUUGCGUCCUACUUUGCCUAACUACUCCAAUGAACAACCAACAAUCUGCACCUUUUUGGAGACGUUUUUAUGCGAUGCUUUCCUUUUGAACCCCUCUGACUCCGCCCUGACACUCACUGAUUGGACAGAUCAAGUGAGGGCUUCUGCCCAGAAAUCUAACAAGUUUAGUAGGAAGACACACAUAGUCAUACUGGUUGCUAGUGAGGACACAAACUUGCAUACACUGAAAGACUUGUAUGACAGAAAUCUGCAGAUUGAUGACGAGACAACUGUCAUUGAUGUGAGCCCAGAAGUGGACCCUGUCAAGACUAACGAAAUUGGGAUGCGGCUUGGAGAAUGGGUAAAAUCCUGUGCAACCAAGAUCCUCAACACCUAUGUGCAGAAAAAUAAGGGACAAACACCCAACUAUGAAUUCACAAGCUCUUGGGCCUAUAACUUCCACGAGACUUCCAUUGAGUUCAACUCAACCUGCAACUUAGUUGUCGUGCAUCCAGUACCGUUACAAGUUGAAGAAUCAGCUGUACGCACCCUGGGUCGACUUGGAAGGGAUUGCAUGCUUACCAGAGGAAAAUCACGCAACAUGGUACCAAAAGAUGAUCUUUUGGAGGAAGGGCUGGUCCCAGAAGCGGGAAUACAAACGAGUCCUUUGAGAAGUACCAUUUCACAUGAUCUCGCUCCCAGUUCCCCCGCCCCAGACCCAUUGAACGAAUUAUCGCAACAGUUGUCGCAACUGCUAGCCAUUAUGACUAUGCAACAGAAGGAACAGAAUGCAUUACGGGAAGAAUUGGCUACUAUUAAAGCUGACCGGCAGAACCGCCAAGUGGCAAAUUCAAUCAAAUUUGAGGAAAACAAACCGUGUUUGGAACAAAGACUCACCAGCAACGAACGAUUAGGCAGGACUAGAAACUAUGUAAGAAGUAUAUGGGGUUUAUAUCGAAUUCUGAGUCCAUUCUGGGAUACUUUCUGCCUUGUGUGCACAAGAGCAGAGCUGGUGAUUCAUGACAGUGUGCUGAUCCACCAACCUUCAGUGGAGAACGAGGGGAACUGGACGACUUCCUUGCAGCUUGCCACUUGA